Messenger RNA from Menidia menidia (Atlantic silverside), 1512 nucleotides. The record is from the annotation of a GenBank genome assembly. NCBI's taxonomy places the organism in Eukaryota, Metazoa, Chordata, Actinopteri, Atheriniformes, Atherinopsidae.
AUGGUGGGUCGACACGGGAUGGAUUCCGCUCACCUUCUCUGCUUGUUUAUCUGUUUGUUGUUCACCUGUUCGGCAUCACCGCCGAACUUCAUCCUUCUCUUCGCGGAUGAUUUGGGUUUCGGGGACUUGGGUUGUUUUGGACACCCCAGUUCUCUCACACCUAACCUGGACCGCCUGGCAGCAGGUGGACUCCGUUUUACGGACUUUUACUGCACUAGCCCCGUCUGCAGCCCGUCCAGGGCGUCUUUAUUGACAGGCCGCUACCAGACUCGCUCAGGUGUCUACCCAGGUGUGCUGUACCCGGGCUCCAUAGGAGGCCUUCCUCUGAAUGAGACCACCAUUGCUGAGGUGCUGAAGCCUCUGGGCUAUGCCACAGCUGCUAUGGGGAAGUGGCAUUUAGGAGUGGGAGCCAACGGGAGGUUUCUUCCAACCAAACAAGGGUUUGACCAGUAUCUGGGGAUCCCAUACUCCCAUGACAUGGGUCCUUGUCACAACCUGACCUGCUUUCCACCGGACGUGAAGUGUUUUGGAUUCUGUGAUCGUGGCACCGUCACUGUCCCGUUAAUGUACAACGAGGCCAUUAAGCAACAACCGGUCGACUUCCUUGAUCUGGAAAAGGCUUACAGUGACUUUGCAACCAGCUUUAUUGCAGCGUCAGCCAAGAGGAAGCAGCCAUUCUUCCUCUACUAUCCUUCACAUCACACCCACUACCCGCAGUAUGCAGGUGUCGGGGCAGCCGGUCGGUCUUUAAGAGGUCCGUUUGGAGAUGCUCUUUUGGAGUUGGACAACACCAUAGGAAACCUGAUCACAGCCCUGGAGGAAUCAGGAGUGAUGAACAACACGCUCAUCUUUUUCACCUCAGAUAACGGGCCUGAGCUGAUGCGAAUGUCCCGUGGAGGAAACUCCGGCCCGCUGAAAUGUGGGAAAGGUACCACGUAUGAGGGGGGCAUGAGAGAGCCAGCCAUCGCAUACUGGCCAGGGACCAUCAGGCCAGGCGUAACUCAUGAAUUGGCCAGCACUCUUGAUAUCCUUCCCACCAUUGCAACCCUGGCUGGAGCCAAACUUCCACAAGUGAUGCUGGACGGGUUUGAUAUGACCAAUCUGCUUUUGAACCAAAGAAAGAGUAAAAGGGAGGCAAUGAUGUUCUACCCGACAGAUCCCAGUGAAAUGUAUGGCCUGUUUGCCCUCAGGCUGGGAAAAUACAAGGCUCACUUCUAUACAAGAGGGGCUUCCCACAGUGGUACCACCCCAGAUCCAGACUGCCCACUGUUCGCGACCCUCAAAGCCCACGACCCCCCUCUUAUUUUCGACCUGGAGGCCGACCCCUCGGAGCACUACCCUCUGUCUGGACCCGAUAUCCAACCCGUGCUUGAGGAGAUCGAGAAAGUUAAGGCGAACUUUGAAGGCUCCAUGGUAUUUGGAGAAAGCCAGAUAUCAAAAGGAACAGAUCCGAAUCUUGAGCCUUGCUGCAAUCCUCAGUGUACCCCCAAACCCAGCUGCUGCCACUGCUGA